GACAAGUUGGGGCUUGUCUGAGAGAGGCCAAUGAGCUGAACUUCCUCAAUCUGCUGUGAGCCAUGCUGCACCACUUCUCUGCUACCAGCCGGACACAGAAGAGCCGUACAGGGGAUUCUUAGAGCAAAAGACCCUCGAUCUGGCUCUUGAAACCAAGACAACUCAUACGAGUGACUGCCACUGGUGCCCAUUCCAGUGUUGACUCUCAUCCUGUGUGAGCGUGGAUUUCACCAUGGCAACCGGGCCUCAGGGUAACCGAGGACUAAGGUUUGGCCCUAGUGACUGGCUGAUUGCUGUGUUCAGGGCCUGCUCCAGAGAUCCAACCGAGGUGAUUGAAACGAGACUGACAUCUAUGCUACGCACAUUUCUGCAACACCACAGGGAUAAUGCAGGAAAUGAGAACACCAAUGAUUUGGCAGCAAAGUGCUGCUGUGAAGCCAGGAUCUGGUAUUACAGGAUCCUCAAGUGCCUCGCCAGUCAAGAGAGGAAGAGGCUGGGCAUCAGUGACAUCUCGGUCAUCUUGGAGAAUGAUCUUUUCCAGUGCUGUCUGGUGGCCUGUUGUCUGGAGAUUACCAUAUCCUCAAACCAUCUACCAUAUGACUUUCCCCUUCUCCUUCAGAUCUUAAAACUGGCACCAUAUCACUUCCUGAAGGUGAUUGAGCUGGUGUUGCGGGCUGAAGUGGCCCUGCCUCGCGCUGUAGUCAGACACCUCGCCCAAGUUCAAGAGAAAGUUCUGGAGAACUUGGCCUGGACCAGCAACUCGCCGCUGUGGGAAGACAUCAGAGCCAACGAGGACCAUCUGCCUACCUGCAAACAGGUGAUGCUUCCUACACAGCUUGAAGAUUCAGAGAGAACAGACUUUCAACCUGACAGAAACCGACCAGGAGUGGAUCUCAAUUUGGGAGCUGAACUGUCUGACAGCACUGACCAACAGCGUUCCCCGUCAGCUGGAAACAGGCCUCAGAGAAGCAACCCCCUCCAUCUGUUUGCUCGCAAGGUUUACAGCUUGAUGGGUAAGCGUCUGAGGGAGCUGUGUUCCACACUGAACAUUAGGGAUGAGCUGCGGCUGAAGAUCUGGACUGGUUUUGAAUACUCUCUGGUCCACUCCACUGACCUCAUGGUAGACCGUCACCUGGACCAACUGCUCCUGUGUGCCAUCUACAUUAUACCUAAGAUUACAAAGCUGGAGAUACCCUUCAAAUGCAUAAUGAAGUGCUACAAGUCUCAGCCACUUGCCAGCAAAAGUGUCUGCAAAAAUGUGCUGAUGUCCAGAAGAGAGACAGAAAAUGAUCUCACGGGAAACAACAAUAAUGGAAACCACGGCGUCAGUAUCCCAACCCCCAACACACUGUCAACACAUUACCCAGAACAAAGCCAGGAGAGGGGAAAUCUUAUUUACUUUUACAACCAGAUCUACACGACAAAGAUGCAGCACUUUGCCAAGCAGUUUGCGCCAACCUCUGCAGGAGACACUCCUCCUUUGUCUCCAUACCCCCGGCAGUGGAAAGCAUCUCCUCGCAGACAGCGGCUGUCCAGCAGCCACUCCAUCUACAUUUCACCACACAACACAGAAACCACUCCCCCCCGUACACCCGGACUCUCGUACUACUUCAACUCAAGCCCCCGAGAGUGUCUGCGUGAGAUAAAUAACAUGAUCAGGACGGGCAGGUCACCCAACAGGCGAUGCUAUGUGGUAUCACUGGAUAGAGAAGAGGGAAAGGAGGGAGAAGGGGAGGAAGAGGAGGAAGAUGGUCCUUCAGUGAAGAGGCUUUGCUUGGAGGGUCAGUCAGCCUGGCAGAGGCGACUAAGGAAUGUGGUGAAUGAUCGCGUGACAAGAAGAGACCAACACCAACCAUCUCCAGUUACAAGGCCUAAGCUGCACUAGAGCAGAGAGGAGCACGAAGUCUCACUGCUCCAGUUUCUGAGGCUGUAACUACAAUGGCAGGUGUUCCUUUACAGAUAUCUGUGGAAGGAACACUUUGCCAAUAUUAAAAAAAGGGAAUAUCGGGUGCCCGGAUAGCUCAGUUGGUAGAGCGGGUGCCCAUAUAUAGAGGUUUACUCCUUGAU
Molecule: messenger RNA, 2067 nt
Organism: Perca flavescens (yellow perch)
Lineage: Eukaryota; Metazoa; Chordata; Actinopteri; Perciformes; Percidae
Product: retinoblastoma-like protein 2
Exons: 14
Coding region: 233-1885 (550 amino acids)
Biological process (GO): cell differentiation; regulation of transcription by RNA polymerase II; negative regulation of G1/S transition of mitotic cell cycle
Cellular component (GO): chromatin; nucleus; transcription regulator complex
Molecular function (GO): RNA polymerase II transcription regulatory region sequence-specific DNA binding
Source: RefSeq, a predicted model, not a curated record